AUGGCCAUGCUGGGACUCCUGCUGGCAGCAGCCCUUUGUCUGGGCUCUGCUUCUGCUGCUUCUCUGGGAACUGUGAUGACCGAAGGGGGGAUGGUCGUUGGAAACAACAAAGCUGUUUCUGGACUCUUCCGCUACGUGGAUUCUUUUAAGGGAAUUCCCUUUGCCGCUCCUCCUGGUCGCUUUGAGAAGCCUCAACCCCACCCUGGCUGGGAUGGUGUUCUGAAAGCCAAAGAGUACAGGACAAGAUGUCUUCAGGUCAACCUUAUCCAGACAAUGACCCGUGGGGUUGAGGAUUGUCUCUACCUCAACAUCUGGAUACCCCAGGGACGCAAAGAGGUCUCUACCAACCUCCCUGUCAUGGUCUGGCUCUUUGGUGGUGGCUUCCUUGUCGGUGCUUCCACCGGAGCAAACUUCCUCGACAACUAUCUGUAUGACGGAGAGGAGCUCGCCAACAGGGGGAAUGUCAUUGUGGUGACACUGAGCUACCGUACAGGAACUCUGGGCUUCCUCAGUACUGGAGACGCCGGCAUCCCUGGUAACUAUGGCUUGUGGGAUCAGCAUGCUGGGAUUGCCUGGGUGCACAGGAACAUCAAGGCUUUUGGUGGAGAUCCCGACAACCUCACCGUCUUCGGAGAGUCUGCUGGAGGUGCCAGUGUCAACUUCCAGCUCAUUACACCCUUGAAUAAGGGGCUGAUCCGCAGAGGCAUCUCCCAGAGUGGAGUGGCUCUCUGCCCCUGGGCCGUCAACAGGAACCCCAGGGCAUUUGCUGAGCUGGUUGCCGAAAGGGUGGGCUGCCCAACUGAUGAUAAGAUGGUGGCUUGUCUGAAGAUGACUGAUCCUGUUACUUUGACUCUGGCUGGCACCUUGGACAUGGAAGGGUCUCCAGAAAAACCCAUUGUCAGCGCCCUGGUCCUCUCUCCUGUCAUCGACGGAGACUUCCUGCCUGAUGAGCCUGCUAACCUGUUCGUCAAUGCCGCAGACAGGGACUACAUUGCUGGUGCCAACGAUAUGGACGGCCACAUCUUCACUGGAGUGGAUGUACCUUCUGUUAAUCAGCCUCUCCAUGCAACAGCUGUGGAGGAUUUGCGGCUCCUUGUGCGUUCCUUCACCAAAGAGAAGGGGCAGAAGGCUGCUGACCUGGCCUACAACGAGUACACCUCCGGUUGGGGGCACAGGCCUGGCAGGGAAGAGAUCAAGAGGGCAGUUGUGGAAGUGGAGACCGACUACAUCUUCCUGGUGCCCACUCAGGCCGCUCUCUACCUGCAUAACAGCGUUGCCACAACUGGACGCACAUACUCCUACCUGUUCUCUCAGCCUAAUAGAAAUCCUGGAUUCCCCAGCUGGAUAGGGGCAGACCAUGCCGACGACUUGCAGUUUGUCUUCGGCAAGCCCUUCACCACCCCUCUGGGAUACUGGCCCAAGCACCGUGAUGUCUCUGGAUACAUGAUCGCCUACUGGACCAACUUUGCAAGGACCGGAGACCCUAACAAAGGUGAGUCUGAUGUUCCCGUCAACUGGCCUGCUUUCGACAAUCAGACCCACAAAUAUGUGGACAUCAAUGACAGGAUGGGUAGAAACUCUGUCAAGCAGAAGCAGAGGAUGCGCUUUGUCAACUACUGGACCAACACUUUUGCCAGCUUGCCCACCAUCUCUGAGUAAAUUGGCUUAGAAUCAUAUGUAGUCACAUACUGUACAGUCCAUGUUAGUUAAAUGGUCUGGAGCUUCAUCAAAGUUCUACUCAAAGUGA
Molecule: messenger RNA, 1747 nt
Organism: Sardina pilchardus (European sardine)
Lineage: Eukaryota; Metazoa; Chordata; Actinopteri; Clupeiformes; Clupeidae
Product: bile salt-activated lipase-like
Exons: 11
Coding region: 1-1659 (552 amino acids)
Biological process (GO): ceramide catabolic process; pancreatic juice secretion
Molecular function (GO): sterol ester esterase activity; triacylglycerol lipase activity; retinyl-palmitate esterase activity
Source: RefSeq, a predicted model, not a curated record